Anopheles coustani is the source of this 1635-nucleotide messenger RNA. Its product is annotated as cytochrome P450 4c3-like. Gene Ontology annotation, molecular function: heme binding; iron ion binding; monooxygenase activity. The transcript has 5 exons. The record is from RefSeq and is a predicted model, not a curated record. Bases 1 to 1635 code for a protein of 544 amino acids. NCBI's taxonomy places the organism in Eukaryota, Metazoa, Arthropoda, Insecta, Diptera, Culicidae.
AUGGCGGACCUCAUCGGUGGGAGUCUGCUGCUGAGCAAGCUGGCCAAAGUGUUCACCCUGUUCUCACCGGUGACGUUGCUGCUGGUUGUCACAGUCGCGUGCGCCGUGUACGUCUACAACCGGCGCCGGUCACACCUUGUGCAGCACAUCGACAAGAUCCCCGGCCCUGCCGGACUGCCCAUCCUUGGCAAUACGCUGCACAUCAACGUGGACCACGAUGAAAUUUUUAACCGUAUCAUCGCCAUUCGGAAACUCUACGGACGACUUCAAGGUUUCAGCCGGGCGUGGAACGGACCACUGCCGUACGUGAUGAUCUCCAAAGCAAGUGCAGUCGAGCGAAUUCUCGGCAGCCAGAAGCACAUCGAGAAGAGCCACGACUACGAGUUCCUGAAGCCAUGGCUGGGCACGGGGCUGCUGACGAGCCACGGCAAGAAGUGGCACCCGCGCCGGAAGAUCCUCACGCCCGCAUUCCACUUCAAGAUCCUCGACGACUUCGUCGAUAUCUUCCAGGAGCAGAGCGCGGUGCUGGUGAAGCGGCUCGAGGCCGAGCUCGGCAACGAGGCGGGUUUCAAUUGCUUCCCAUACGUGACGCUGUGCGCACUGGAUGUGGUUUGUGAAACCGCCAUGGGCCGUCAGGUGGAUGCUCAGUGCAAUUCCGACUCCGACUACGUGAAAGCUGUGUACCAAAUCGGGCGUAUCGUGCAGAACCGGCAGCAAAAGAUUUGGCUACAACCAGACUUCAUCUUCAAGCAGACGCAGGACUACAAGGACCACCAGAAGUGUCUGCGAAUACUGCACGAGUUCUCGAACCGCGUCAUCCACGAGCGCAAGGAGGAGAUCCGCCGGCAAAAGCAGGCGACGGGUGACGGCGUCAGCAAGGACGGUGGCGGCAAGGACGGCAACAACAACAAGGAAGACUUCCUGUCGCACGAGGAGCUCAUCGGGCGCAAGAAGCGGCUCGCCUUCCUGGAUCUGCUGAUCGAGGCGUCGCAGGACGGCGCGGUGCUGUCGCACGAGGACAUCCGCGAGGAGGUGGACACGUUCAUGUUCGAGGGCCACGACACGACGUCGGCGGCCAUCUCGUGGAUCCUGCUGCUACUCGGUGCCGACCCCGCCAUCCAGGAUCGGAUCGUGGAGGAGAUCGACCAGAUCAUGGGCGGUGACCGGGAGCGCUUCCCGACCAUGCAGGAGCUCAACGAGAUGAAGUACCUGGAGGCGUGCAUCAAGGAGGGACUGCGGUUGUACCCGAGCGUGCCGCUCAUUGCCCGCCGGCUCACCGAGGACGUCGAGAUCGAUGGGUACGUGCUGCCGGCCGGCACCACCGCCAUGAUCGUCGUCUACCAGCUGCACCGCAACGCCGACGUCUUCCCCAACCCGGACAAGUUCAACCCGGACCACUUUCUGCCCGAGAACUGCCGGGGGCGACACCCGUACGCGUACAUCCCGUUCAGUGCCGGGCCGCGGAACUGCAUCGGCCAGAAGUUCGCCAUCCUCGAGGAGAAGUCCAUCAUCUCGGCCGUGCUGCGGAAGUACCGGAUCGAGGCGGUCGACCGACGCGAAAACCUCACGCUGCUCGGUGAGCUGAUUCUGCGUCCCAAAAACGGACUUCGCAUCCGCAUCUCCCGUCGCCCGUGA